AUGAAGCUGGUGUUCAAAAAUACUAGCAUCGGACCGCUCCUCACCUUACACAAUGCUGCAACCAGUCUUCCUUUGACUCUGCACUUGCAGUCCUUAGCGCCCCAAGCCAUGUAUUUGGCUGCGUAUAGAAGAAUGUACCGCCUUCGACACUUCGUCAACAGGUCUGAAUCAAGCAUUGCAAACUAUCGAAAUGUGCUUCGACGGCGGUUCACCAAAACCAAUUUCAACAUUCGCCGUAUUAAGGUUCUUGGAAUCGACCAACCGCUUACACAUGACGAAAUGGCUGGACGUCUAGCCAAUACCAUUGCAUUCAUCUUCAACUCGACCUGUAACAUAUCAGAUACUGUUCCAGAUGUCCAGUUCUACGAGGACCUAAAAUCUGCCUCAAAAAUACGCAUUGAGACGUCGGUGGUAGCUACCAUUCUUCUAAUGGAGAACGAAAAGCCGCCUGCUUUAAAGUACGACUACUCAUAUAAAUGGGUGGAUGAGACAAGACGGUUUUACGGCGAAUUGGAGAAACACAGCGCAUCGAAAAAGGAAUUAAACAGGCUAUACAACACAGGCAAGGCGAACUUUGCAGGGUUCCUUCAGUAUGAGACGACAGUGAUGGGACUCAAUGAAACUCAAGGUCUUCUACUAUAG
Messenger RNA from Sungouiella intermedia, 642 nucleotides. Lineage: Eukaryota; Fungi; Ascomycota; Pichiomycetes; Serinales; Metschnikowiaceae. The record is from the annotation of a GenBank genome assembly.